This is a messenger RNA of Setaria italica (foxtail millet), 1402 nucleotides long. RefSeq names its product ELMO domain-containing protein A. Lineage: Eukaryota; Viridiplantae; Streptophyta; Magnoliopsida; Poales; Poaceae. Bases 261 to 1208 code for a protein of 315 amino acids. The transcript is spliced from 10 exons. The record is from RefSeq and is a predicted model, not a curated record.
UUCUCCCCAGCAGCUUCCUUUCCCCUGUCCGUCUCCUCUCCUGUUUUCUUUUUUCUUUCUCCUCGCGUUUAAAGCUCCGAGGCCGAAUCGCCCUCCGAACUCCAACCAAAGUCGUCUCUCCGCACGCACCGAAUUUCCCCCACCGCAGGACAGCUUCUACUCCUCGUCGUGGCCCUCCUCCGCGCGGCCUUCCUUGCCGCAGUAGAGUACCUCCGGAAACGGGGACCCCGAAUUCUAGUUUGAGCGGGUAGUACUACUUCAUGUCAAUAAGCAAUCUGAGGAGGCGGCUCCAUCAUGGAGAUGUCGAUGGAAGGAAAAAUGAGCACGUUGACAUAUCCAGUGCUGAUGCUCUCAACGAACCUCUACUUGGCUCCAGCCAUGACAACGGUGGAUCAGAGGUUUAUGAUCCUAGAAGGCAGGACUUGUGGGAUGAUGAUAGAAAGAAGGAGCAACUGCACUGGUCAUUUCUUUUCUCAAAUCUGAUUGCACAAUGGGCACAAUGGUUGGCAAAUAUUAUUGUAGGCUCAGGAUCAAUUUUUGGCAGGUUAUUUCCCUUCUCCUUGGAUAACCAAAGUAAUCCAGUAUAUCUUAGCCCUUUGCAGGAAGAACGGCUGAAUACUCUGAGACGCAGAUUGCAAAUCCCUUUUGAUGGCUCCCGUAUUGAACAUCAAGAUGCCUUGAGACAGCUGUGGCGUUUAGCCUACCCUACUCGCGAGAUUCCUCCUCUGAAAUCAGAAUUAUGGAAGGAGAUGGGUUGGCAAGGCACUGAUCCAUCUACAGAUUUCAGGGGUGGUGGACUCAUAUCAUUGGAGAACCUUAUCUUUUUCGCAAGGAACUACGCUAAAUCUUUUCAAAUGCUUCUGAACAAAGUGCAAGGGCAGAGAUCAGAUUGGGAGUACCCUUUUGCUGUUGCCGGUAUCAAUACUUCAUUCAUGCUGAUCCAGAUGUUGGAUCUUCAGUCAACCGUUCCAUCCUCGAAGUCUGGAAUUCGAUUCCUUGAACUGCUUGAACGGGAUGAGAAUGCAUUUGAUCACUUGUACUGUGUGGCCUUUCGGCUGCUUGAUGCUCAGUGGCUUGUGAAACGUGCCUCAUAUAUGGAAUUCAAUGAAGUCAUGAAAACUACAAGAAGUCAGUUGGAGCGCGAACUGGUUCUAGAGGACGUGCAGGCGGUGAAGGACCUGCCGUCGUACACUAUGCUGGACAAAUAAGUUAAAAACCAGAUGUUGCAUUUGGAUGCCGGAGAAUUGACUAUUCUAUAUCGAGAGGCGUGUUUGAGGCCUUAUCUAUGCUUCCUUUGUAGUUGUAGUACAUAUUUGAAAUUAUUUCUGUUCCUUUUGGACGUGCUAGUUGGAGGAAAUGAACAAUCAAUUUAAUACAUAUCUGCUUUAUAUAUUUUGAACCA